AUGUGCAUUAAAAGUCAGAAUAUCUUGGCCUUUGCUGCAAUGUUCAUUAAAGGAAAUUGAGACUUGACUGAGGAGGGCUAGCUGCGUCACCUCAACUUGAAUUUAGCAUAGUGAUCAAACAAUAUGUUCAUAGACAAAAAGACAGAACACUGAUUUUUUUCCCCACAUAGGUUGCUCAACUCUUUGUGGUUUCUGACUUGAAUAUUCUUGGCUGGGUGACCUCUCUCAUCCCACCUUCCCCCAUCAUGUCUAAAGCCACAUGACAACUCUCUGCUCUUCCUCCGUUCUUUCUCUGUGGUCCCUCUCCUCACAGCAAGUCCUCCUGACAGACUUGAAGCGACAGAGCUGACCUGGAUCUAUCCGCUGAGCCUGUGUCCCACGCUGAGGCCUCUUCAAGCAGACGGACUUACAGAUACGCCAGCAUACAGACAACGGUGUCAGCAGCCCAUCAACGGCACCAUCCGACACUGCAUCCACACCAUCCUCCCCCAUCCUCCUCCUCCUCCUCCUCGUCACGUCUGACAUGGCAGACCCCAGCCUCACGUCGCCCUCCGGGACACCGCUGCGUUCCCCGAGCACCUCUCUCACCCUGUCCUUCCCCUUCCUGAGGGAGGGGAGCCGGGUAUGGGAGGAAGGGAAGGAGCAGCCGCUGCCCAGGGAUUUGCCCAGCCCCCUGCCAACCAAACGCACCCGCACCUACUCAGCUACGGUACGUGCUCACUCAGGUCCAGUGUUUAAGGGAGUGUGUAAGAACUUCUCCAGGUCACAAGGUCACGGCUUCAUCCGACCCUCCCACGGCGGUGAAGACAUCUUCGUUCACAUCUCAGACAUCGAGGGGGAGUAUGUCCCGGUCGAGGGCGACGAGGUCACGUACAAAGUUUCCCGCGUCCCGCCCAAAAACCUGAAGGUGCAGGCGGUGGAGGUGAAGAUCACACAUCUCAAUCCAGGGACGAAACACGAGACCUGGUCCGGGCAGAUCAUCAGCUCGUAGGCCUGAGCUCUGGGGCCUGGUGGGUGGUGCC
Chelmon rostratus (copperband butterflyfish) is the source of this 1022-nucleotide messenger RNA. RefSeq names its product cold shock domain containing C2, RNA binding b (gene csdc2b). The record is from RefSeq and is a predicted model, not a curated record. Gene Ontology annotation, biological process: regulation of mRNA stability. The transcript is spliced from 3 exons. Gene Ontology annotation, molecular function: mRNA 3'-UTR binding. The coding region runs from base 524 to 991 and encodes 155 amino acids. Gene Ontology annotation, cellular component: cytoplasm. Lineage: Eukaryota; Metazoa; Chordata; Actinopteri; Chaetodontiformes; Chaetodontidae.